Messenger RNA from Doryrhamphus excisus (bluestripe pipefish), 1467 nucleotides. The record is from RefSeq and is a predicted model, not a curated record. Lineage: Eukaryota; Metazoa; Chordata; Actinopteri; Syngnathiformes; Syngnathidae.
AUGGUGAUCACGCGUGCACGGGCCGAUGAAGACGAGGAUGAGGGGGAGGAGAAAGAGGAAGAGGAGGAGGGGAAGGAGCGCAUCCAGGACGCCGGAGGACCCACCUGGGACGCUGGAGGACCCACCUGGGACGCCGGAGGACCCACCUGGGACGCUCUGGUCCAACCAUGUCUUCUGGUGAGGACCAACACCUGCUUGGGUUGCCAUGAGUCCUUUGAGUGUUCCCCCGAUGCGCUUGGGCCCUUUAAACGCCCCAUGUCGCCCCGUACGAGCGUGACGGAAAAGGAAGUCAAAAGUAUUGGGACGGCAUGGACGAACGAGGAGGUCAAAGCCAAACGUCUCCUCUGCUGCUCGCUCUGCAAAGUCGUGGUCAACUCCGCCUCGCAGCUGCAAGCUCACAACAGCGGCAGCAAGCACAGGACCAUGCUGGAGGCGCGGAGCGGCGACGGUGCCAUCAAGUCCUUCCCGAGGCACGGCGCCAAGGCCAAGCCCCCGUCCACCGAGCCGUGGAGCGGCCUCCAGAACAAAACCUUCCACUGUGAGAUCUGUGACGUGCACGUCAACUCUGACACGCAACUCAAGCAGCACAUCAGCAGCAGGAGACACAAAGACAGAGCAGCAGGCAAACCGGCCAAGCCCAAGUUUAACCCCUACAGUCCCAGCCAGCGACCUUCCAGCCUCCACAUGGUUUCGCACAAGAACCAAGACCGCAUCAAACCCGCCAGCUCCACGACGCUCCUACGGCGGCAGCAGCUCACCACCGCCGCGUCCUCUCUGCCGUCCUUCCAUGUCCAUGCCGCCGCACACGCAAGCCCCGCCCUGUGUCAGGCUCCGCCCCUCCUGCAGGCUCUUAUGUAUCGGAGCUCGCCGUUCGUCUGUUCGACGUCGCUUCUUUUUCAUCACGACUGACUUCAGAGGACGUUUGAGUCCAUGGAAACAACUUUUGCGUCAUGGUUGAUAAACGUCAUCGGGAACGUUCUCAGCCGGCGUUGGAACGCCGCAGCGGAAUAUAAGACGGAGUGUCCGGUCUUUCCUGCUUUAUGCCGGAUCUUUUUUGGGGGCGGUUUCAUGCAAUGACUCACGCUACAACGUUGUCAUGACAACAGGUCGUUCUGACACAAAAGUAUUGGGACGCGCUUCUUCAUCAGUCGGGAGCUCCUAGAAUGGGAAUUCUUUACCUCGGAGACCUCAAAAAGGAGCAAUCCUGUUUUUUGUCGUCACUUCCUGUCGGCGUCCCGGUAUUGUAUCUUUUAGCUCACUUCCUGUCAGCACAUGUUCAUGUUUACGAGCGACUACCGAUGUUCUCUAAUGAGCAUCUGACCUUUCUAAACAGAGGUCAGGCUUCUGUGUUUAUCAUCUUGUUAGCAUUCGCUAGCGCAGCCCCCCGUGGGCGGCGUCCCUGCUGUGAGCAGUCGAGGUGGCGAUUGGAACAUCUGUGAGUGGGAAGCCGGCUUAUUCCUGAUUUUU